AUGAGCACGCUGACGUCCUCCGCCGCGACGAUUUUCACGACCGGCUCGCGCGCGCGGUUGCGCCCGCGGCGCGCGCCGGUCGUGGCCGUCCGCGCCGGCGCCGCGGUCGUCGUCGCGUCCGCGGGCGACGCGCCAUCGCCCGUCCAGCUCGGCACCGCGAAGAUUCCCGCGAACUGCGACGAGGAGGUCUUCUGCUCCUCGCUCUAUCAGUGGGCGAACGGCCUCGUCACGAGCGGUCAGAACAUGCCGUUCGCGCUCCCGCAGCGCGUGGACCGCCUCCCGACCGGGUUCUCGAUGGCGUUCCUCGUCUCCGAUCCGAAGGGAGAGCCCGGGACGUUCGUGUCUUGCGGAGAGAUCGUCGCGAGCGUGGAAGACGUCGACGGCGGGGGCCGCGCGCUCAUGGUCACCGGCACCGGGGACGUCGCGAUGAAGGGAAAGCUGAUAGACGUCCCGAUGGUGAUGCAGACGAUGCCGGGGGCGAUCAAGAACGCGAUUUUGGGGUCGACGAGAGGGUUGUAACGUGACGCGCGCGGAGGGUGUGGGACGCGCGUGUUUCAGUAGUCGCGUUGCAAGCGCGCGCCUCGCUCGCGCGAUGCAAGCGGGGGCGAAGACUGUCGCGUUUUCCUUUCUCCUUU
Micromonas pusilla CCMP1545 is the source of this 635-nucleotide messenger RNA. RefSeq lists its product as uncharacterized. The transcript has a single exon. NCBI's taxonomy places the organism in Eukaryota, Viridiplantae, Chlorophyta, Mamiellophyceae, Mamiellales, Mamiellaceae. Bases 1 to 519 code for a protein of 172 amino acids. The record is from RefSeq and is a predicted model, not a curated record.